Perkinsus marinus ATCC 50983 is the source of this 2093-nucleotide messenger RNA. RefSeq names its product pre-mRNA-splicing factor CLF1, putative. Gene Ontology annotation, cellular component: post-mRNA release spliceosomal complex; Prp19 complex; precatalytic spliceosome. The record is from RefSeq and is a predicted model, not a curated record. Gene Ontology annotation, biological process: spliceosomal complex assembly; mRNA splicing, via spliceosome. Gene Ontology annotation, molecular function: protein binding. The transcript has 20 exons. Lineage: Eukaryota; Perkinsozoa; Perkinsida; Perkinsidae. The coding region runs from base 6 to 2093 and encodes 695 amino acids.
UCAAGAUGCCACCGAAGCAGGAUAAGUUCGCUGUGAAGAAUGCGACGGCCAAUCCCCAGCAGAUUACAGCUGAACAGAUCCUGAGGGAGGCAGUCGAACGGAUGGGGGAUGAGCGGCCCGGGCCAUCUCGUAAGAUUGCCAGUAAGGAGGAACUUGCUGAUUAUAAGGUGAGCAAACGGAAGGAGUUUGAGGACACCUUACGUAAACAACGACAUCAUAUGGGCACCUGGAUUAAAUAUGCUCAAUGGGAAGAGUCCCAAGAGGAGUUCAGAAGGGCCCGCUCAGUCUUCGAGAGAGCACUGCAGAUCGACUAUCGUAAUUCGUCCCUGUGGCUGAAGUAUAUCGAGAUGGAAAUGAAACACAAGUUUGUGGCCCAUGCGAGGAACUUAUUCGAUCGAGUCACGAGCCUUCUACCUCGUCAUGAUCAGUUCUGGUAUAAGUAUGCCUAUAUGGAGGAGCUUCUAAUGGACUAUGCUGCGGCUCGGAAAGUGUAUGAGAGAUGGAUGCAAUGGCAACCUAGCGAUAAUGCAUGGCUACAAUAUAUCAAGUUCGAGCUUAGAUGCCAUGAGGUUGAACGGGCCAGAGCCAUAUAUGAAAGAUACGUAUCUCAAAUCCAGACAGUGAUGUCUUUUACACGGUUGGCCAAGUUCGAGGAAAGACAUGGGAAUAAUGUUCGGGCACGAGCUGGCUACCAGACAUGUCAUGACACUUUGAAAGAUGAUUUGGGACCGGAGGGGAUCACUGAAGAUCUAUACGUGAAGUGGGCAGAGUUCGAGCAACGAGCUGCGAGGGAUGAUCCCUCAGCGGCGGCGAAGGUCUAUAAGCUUGGUAUAGACACUUUACCUCCUGAAAGGACUGCUUAUCUACGCGAUAGAUACGCCAAGUACAUGAAACAGAAAGGUACGCGAACGGAUAUCGAAAGGCUCCUUCUGGAGAAGUGUAGACUGAAAUAUGAGAAGCAACUCUCUGACUCUGAUGGAGUUGAUGUGGAUAUCUGGAUCAACUAUAUCCUUCUCGAAGAAAAUAUUGGAGACUCCGCAGCCCAAUGCCGAGAAGUAUACGAGAGAGCCAUCGCUGCAGCUCUACCACCCGAACAAGCGGCACCCAAGGGACGGAAAGAUCUUUACAGGCGAUAUGUGUAUAUAUGGCUCUUCUAUGCUAAUUACGAGGAGUCCCUCAUCCAAUCCGGGGAAUCGACACUGAUAGGAUAUCACACAGCCCUCGGGCUCUUUCGCUCGCGGAAGAUAUACUUCAGCAAACUUUACAAUGCUUACGCGGAGUUCGAGAUCCGCCAGAUGGAUGUUGGACGGGCUAGGCUUGUGUAUGGUCGUGCAAUCGGCGAAUCGAAGAAGGCUUCUGUGUUCCGUUCCUACAUUCAAUUUGAGUUCAACCUCGGGCAAGUGGAUCGAGCCCGCAGGAUCUGUGCGAGUUACGUAUCGGCGCAUUCGCUGGAAGCUGCGUCUUGGGUAUGCUGGAUGGAUAUGGAGAUGAAGCUCUCUGAGGUCAAUAGAGCUCGCAAGCUUGGAGAGAUGGCCAUUAGGGUACUUGGCGUCGACGAGAUUAUGAACGAGCCGGAGCUGAUUUGGAAGAAAUGUAUCGACAUAGAAAUAGAGCAAGGAGAGAUGGAGAAUGCACGCGAUUUAUUCGAACGAUUACUGGAUCGCACCACCCACGUCAAGGUUUGGCGUUCGUAUGCUGAUUUCGAACUGAAGCACGGAGACCAGUCCUUCGAGAAGGCGAAGGAAGUCCUCGAACGGGGUAUCGCCGAGGCCAAGAAGGAAGAGGAUUCUGAGUCCCGCAGGUUGCUGCUCGAGUAUAUGCUUAAGCUAGCGAAGGAAGCUAAAUAUGACGAUAUUGCAAACAUCGAGAGUCGACAACCCAAGGCUGUGAAGCACAAGGGGCGUGUUGACCAGAGUCACGGUGGUGGAGAGCCCGGUGCAGAAGAUACGGUAAUGGUUACUGUAUGGGAGUUCCCGGAUGAUGAGAAGGCUGGGGAUGCUGCGAAGAAACCCAAGAUUAAAUUGUUGGAGGCAGCCAAAAUGUUCAAGAAGAUGCGCCUGUCAGAGCAAUCGGGUGGAAGCAGUCAUCUGUAA